Messenger RNA from Erythranthe guttata (spotted monkey flower), 2628 nucleotides. Its product is annotated as ankyrin repeat protein SKIP35. Lineage: Eukaryota; Viridiplantae; Streptophyta; Magnoliopsida; Lamiales; Phrymaceae. The record is from RefSeq and is a predicted model, not a curated record.
UUUCUCUCUCUAUAAUUUUUCUUCUUUCUAAUUUUCUUCCCAAAUGAAAAUGUUUCUGCAAUUUUUUUGAUCGAACUCCAUUCAUCUCCAUUUAAUUGUUGGGAGGUAGUUGUGUUCAAUAAUAUUUCGGGGAUUCGUUAGUGGAUCUUGUUUCUGCAAUAAUAGGGAGGUUUGAAGGUGGGAGGGUUUAUGAGUUUUCCGAUGGUUAUGAAGAUGGCGGAGUUCUUCACAUGAUUCGAGAGUGUAAGGAGUUUGCCUGUGUUUCCCUUGGCACCUGAGAAAUUGGGAGUUUGAUUGAAGAGCAUAUACUGAAGGAGAUUUAAAGGAAUUUCGAUUCGGGAUAUUUUGUGGCAGAAUUAUCAGCUUUUAUCUGAUAGUUUAGUAAUGGGUGAAAGUUGGGGAAAUUGAGUUUUCGAAACUUUUUAUUUGCUCCAAGAAUGGAAACGGAAAAGGUACUUCGAUUAGGAAUGGAAAGCGAGACGAGUAAAAUUGAAAGCCAGGGCGUAGAUACCAUGGAACAGCUUAAAAUGGAAGAGCCUCAAUGUUCAGAUAUUGAAACGAUGGAAAAGGAUGCUGUCGAGACUGGAAAAUCAAUGGUGGAAUAUGGGAAUAAACACGAAACUGAGAUCGAAGAUUUUAGUUCGGAGAAGGGUGAUGGAGGAGGAAGCCAUGGGAAUGUGGUUUUCUCAAGAGAAGCUCCACUCGUUAUAAAGGAAGAUCCUAGCAUGAGUUCUUGUAGCUGUGGUGCAGAGAAACUUAAAUCGAGAUUGGCCGCCGCCUCUGAUUCCGAACCUGGAAAAAAUGGGAGGAAGCUGAGUCGACAAGAUAGGAUCGAGUUAGGUCGGUUGUUUCAAGGUGCUGUGAGUUCGCAUGAUUGGGAGCUUGCCGAGAGUCUGAUCUUGUUGGCUGAUCCUCAGACUUUGAAUGAUGCACUGUGCAUUUCUUUGGAUUCGAUUUGGUUCUUGAGCACACAACAAGAGUUGUAUGGAAUCACUGGAUUGAUCAAGAAGAUUAUUUCUGAUGGGGCGUACGACUUCACUCGAGCUGCUCUCAGGACUUCAUUUCUUGCUUCAUGUGUUUCCGCUUGUCAGAGUCGAACGAUGAGUCUUGCUGACACUGUUACCGUGAUGGCGCAAAGGUUACACGAAAGGCUUCAAGAAUGCAACGGAGAUGAAGUCUUGAAGGCAGAAGCUGGUGCCAAGGUUCAGAAAUUUACCGAGUGGGCCCUCAAAUGCAUAAGUUUCCAUUCUCGCUGCCAUGGAAAUAGGGACAGAGUGGGCCAUAACUCUCCUGUUGAGAUCCAACUGCAGUUAUCUGCUUUCAAAACCUUCCUAGAUCUUGCAGGAAACCAUCUUACCGGAAAGGAUUUUACCGAAGCAUUUGAUGCAGCAUGCUUUCCGCUAACUCUCUUCUCUAGUUCAUUUGACCCUGGUUGGGCAUCAGGUAUAUCAGCUACUGCAAUUCAGGGAUUAUUGGGAAUGCUUGUCGAGGGUGGAGCAGACAAUGUUAACCAAUGUUUUCUGGAGGCUUCACGUUUUGGUAGCACCGAACUUGUUCGCAUUUUGUUGCAGAUUGCUCAAAGGAAUAGCUUGGAUGUGGAUGUUGACUUGGCACUAGGCUUCGCUUCACACUAUUGCAAAAUCGGCACUAUGGAGUGCCUAGUGGAGGAGGGCAAUGCAUUGUCUUUCUUAGGCCCUUUAAUGAGAGCCGCCGAGAGAGGGUGCAUGCCAGUUGUACAGUGGUUCGUCAAACGAGGCUGCAGAGACAUGGAGCUCUGCCUCGCCCUAACCGCCGCCACAUCCAGCAGCCAAGUCGAGGCGGCAGCUUACCUCCUCCCACACGUCCCCCGCCACGUCCUCGCCGCUCUCAGCAUCGAAAUCCUCAAGGCCGCCGGUGAACGCAGCAGUGGCUCCCUCGACGGGGUGUCAUUUCUCCUCCGAUCGGAUUUUCUGGCGGACCCCGCUGCCACCUACGCGGUGGCUGACAGCAUCGCCACGUCAGACGACGAAGCGAUUGCCCCCCAGCUCAGGGCUUUUCUCCGGGAGCAUUGGUCGGAGGAGGCUUUCUUGGAGGGGGUGAGAGAAGGCGAGGUGCAUUUUCGUAACAUUGUGGAGAUUAUGAAAUGGGGUGAGUCACCGAUUUGUUUGGGGGAUUUGCCGGGCCCACUUAGGGUGGCAGUGGCUUACUUGCCUUUGUAUAGAGAGUGCGUUAAGGCAGGGGGACGGUUAUUGUCUCAGAGGCAUAGAGGGCAGCUUCUGGAAGCUUCUAGAAGGCUUGGGGGUGGGGAUUUGGACGGGCCGGGACAGAAGGGAGAGUUGAUGGCUGUCUUGGAACAUAAUCUGCCUCCAUUUUUUCUCGACGAAAAAUCGAAAUGAUUGAUGGAUGUUCUUUUUUUCUUCUAAAUAAUGAAAUAUUUUUAGACAUGGUGAAAGAUGUUAGGGUAUGUCUUAGGUUGUACUUGUGUACUCCUCUGCUGCUGCUUUUGAUGAUGAUGCAAAAAAAUAUACCUAUGGGUGUGUUUGUAAAAGAAACUGUGCUGAAAUGGUUUGGAAAUCUGUUGUUCCAACUGAUUUUUGAGCUUUGUUUGGUAUAUGAAGUUAUGAGUAAGAAAGGCAAGUAAAAUUAUAU